Messenger RNA from Symbiodinium sp. CCMP2592, 1845 nucleotides. NCBI's taxonomy places the organism in Eukaryota, Dinophyceae, Suessiales, Symbiodiniaceae. The record is from the annotation of a GenBank genome assembly.
AUGAGAGAUGGAGACGCAAAGGCCCUGGCAGGCUCAGACUCAGUGCACCCAUCGCCAGAGAGGCUUUGGGUAGGGCCCGAGUUCAGCGAUCGACAGCUCGGCCAGCAGGGCAUCGUCCACACGCUCACAACCUGCCCCGCCGUGGCGCCAAACUCCCUCGUGGAGCUGAGGUCAUUUGGCCAACGUCUUUGGGUGCGCACUCCGCUUCACUGGGAACCCGGCACGGCCCUUACGACAUGGUAUGAGGUCGGCGAGGUGUUCCCGCUCUCCGGCAUCGUGGAGCCUCUCCCGCCGACCUUCUUCACCUGCUCUUGCUUCGGCUGGGGCGCCUCCGUUUUUUUCACCUUGGCAUUCUGCACGGCUCUAUGCGUGCUGCCCUAUGUGCUCCUGCCACCCCUUGGCCUUGCCCUGCUUAGUUUUGUGCCAGUGUUGGUGUUUGGAUCUUUCGUUCAGGUCUACUUCCACAAAUCCGUAAAGUUGUCCCAAAUGGCAAUCUCCUUCUUCGAAGCGAUUGCUUGGUUGAUUCCCCUCAUUGGCAUCAUUUUAAUCAUCUACUUCCCACUUGGAUGGCGAGAUUGGGUUAGCGACUGCGAAGAACUAUCAGCAUCAUCUUUGGCUUCGGCGGUUGAGGUGGAUUGCCUGGGCAAGCGUGCUAUCCAGGCGUAUCUGAUGACUGCCUUUCUCGAGGAACUUCUGAAGUAUGUUUGCGUUCGACGCAUCCUCUGGUUUCCGUUUGUUGCCGACCCUCUGGCCCUGUGUUGCUAUGGCGGCUGCGCAGGUCUUGGCUUCGCGGCAUUGGAGAAUGUCUUGUAUGUGGGCACAGGCAGCCUUGCUACAGCUUUGCUACGAGCGGGGACGGCCGUGCCAAACCACUUGAUAUAUGGCCUACUGCAUGGUGCCUUUCUCUCGGAGCGACGGUUUUCCUUAAAGCAGCGCAACUGCCCAUCCUUCAUCUUAACCCCGAUGCUACCUAUGCUAUUGCAUGGCAGCCACAACUUUUCCAUCGCAGUGCCCCUUGGCUUUAACAGGUGUCAGUAUGUCGACCUGCGGCUUGGCCUCGUCGUGAUGCUUCUGGUCGCCUUGUCUGCGGGUUGCACUCUGCGCGCAGCCUUGGUGCGGCUGCAGCGGCUGCACUUCCCCGUGCUGAAUGUCCACGAGCUAAUCAAACCAGGAUUGGUCGAUGCACCGUAUGGCUGUUGUUGCUGUCAAGGUGUUUGUGGCUGGGCACCGAAGACAACCCCUCCCUUUUUGAUUCCAGUGGAGUCGCAAGCCGGAGGGGUUCUGGAGCCUACUGUCGGUGAGGCCACACACGUUCGAGGAGUUGGCACUGGCACCUUCGAAGCCGCAGCAGACGAGCAGUGUUUGGUGGCCAGCCCACAGUGUGCGUGCACAGCGGGCAAGUGGUAUUUCGAGACUGUCAUUGGGCCGCAAACGUCGAGCUAUCGGAUAGGUGUUCUGCAGCUGGAGUCAGACCUGACCCAUCAGCCUGGAGGUAAUGACGAGAGUUGGGCCUUCGCUGCAGAAGGCAUAUGGCACGGAGGAAAACUGGUGCAGCAAAGGACUGUUCCGGGACAUGCAAUUCUCGGUGUGCUGCUGAACUUGGAUGAUGGGCUGCUAGCAUUCACAGUCGAUGGAGUCACCACGGAACAGGUCUCCAUCGAUGCCAGCGCAGCGUGGCUGCCGGCAUGGGGUUUUGCCGGCAUGCUGGGUAUCCGAUUGGAUGGACGAUUUGCCUUUGACCCACCGUCUGGAUUCUUGCCGAUUCGAAGAGCCGGAUUGCAGGAUGGGAAAGCGCUGCCACAAGUUGUUGGAAUUUUGCUGUCUGACAGCCAAAGCGAGCUGUAA